This is a messenger RNA of Contarinia nasturtii (swede midge), 2418 nucleotides long. Its product is annotated as proteoglycan 4-like. The record is from RefSeq and is a predicted model, not a curated record. Lineage: Eukaryota; Metazoa; Arthropoda; Insecta; Diptera; Cecidomyiidae. Gene Ontology annotation, molecular function: structural constituent of chitin-based larval cuticle. Bases 106 to 2202 code for a protein of 698 amino acids. Gene Ontology annotation, cellular component: chitin-based extracellular matrix. The transcript has 7 exons.
AUUCGGAAUCGAACGCCCCGCUACAAUUUUGUUUGCUGUGAUUUUGAUUUAUUUCGUUCUUUUUACUCAAAUUGUGUGCGAGUGAUAAGUGGUGCGCGCAAUAGAAUGAAAUUCGGACUUUUUGUAUUGGCCUGCCUUUUGGCAAGCAUUCAUGCAUCACCAAUGCGUGGAAAUAAAGAUGAUUUAGUUAAUUUAACAGUCAGUACAAAUAAAGUUGAAGUAGAUCAAAUUCCGGUUGAAAUAAAACCCGUCAAAUUGGAAAUAAAAGUCGUACCUAAUAAAAUCGAUGCAGUAAAAACUAAAUCUACUACCGAAGCAAAGACUGAAGAAAGCACAGCCAAAGUGGAUGAAUCACCUGUAGAAACUAAAACUGAAAAUAAUAACAAAGAAAAAUCAUCAGAAAAUGAAGAAAAACCAUCUGAAUCUAAAGUAGCUGAAGUUAAGACAACGCCUUUAACUGAUGAAAAGAAAUCAGAUCCAAAAGACGAGAAAAAAUCGGAAGAAUCACAACCAACUUCUACCAAAAAACCAAUUCGUUCACGGGGAAAAGCACGCUUUUCGUUAGAUGCUCCAUAUGGAGAAAUACCAAAAGAACAAGUAAAAACUACGACAACAACAACUACAACUACAACGACAACAACUGAAAAACCUGCUGAAAAAACAACGGAAAAUCCAACGGAAAAGGUGAACGAAAAAUCUUCGCGGUUACUUCAUGUGGCAGUCAAAUCGAUCAUCGAAGAUGCAGAAAAAUCAAGUGAAGAAUCAGCGAAAAAGGAAACUGAAAUGACAACAGGAACACCAGUCGAAAGUUCACCUGAAAAACCAACUGACAAAGUUGCAGUAAAAUCACUUGCCGAAGAUGCGAAAAAACCAAGUGAAGAAUCAGCCAAAAACGAAACANAAGUGACAACAGUUACACCAAUCGAAAGUGCACCUGAAGAUCCAGCUGACAAAGUCGCGAUAAAAUCACUUGCCGAAGAUGAGAAAAAACCAAGUGAAGAAGCCAAAAAAGAAAAUGAAGUGACAACCGGUACACCAGUCAAAAGUGCACCUGAAGAAACAACGACAGUGAAACCACUCGAAAAGAAUAAAUCUGGUGAGGAAAAUGAAGGGCGUAACAAUGCAUCAACUGUGGAGGCUGAAGGAGAGGAGAAAAAACCAAGUGAUGAAGCCAAAAAGGAAAUUGAAGUGACAACAGGAACACCAGUCGAAAGUUCACCUGAAAAACCAAUUGACAAAGUCGCAGUAAAAUCACUUGCCGAAGAUGAGAAAAAGCCAAGCGAAGAAUCAGCCAAAAACGAAACAGAAGUGACAACAGUUACACCAAUCGAAAGUGCACCUGAAAAACCAACUGAUAAAGUUGCUGUGAAAUCACUUGCCGAAGAUGCGAAAAAACCAAUCGAAGAAUCAGCCAAAAACGAAACAGAAGUGACAACAGUUACACCAGUCGAAAGUUCACCUGAGCCAACUGACAAAGUCGCAGUAAAAUCACUUGUCGAAGAUGCGAAAAAACCAAGUGAAGAAUCAGCCAAAAACGAAACAGAAGUGACAACAGUUACACCAGUCGAAAGUGCACCUGAAAAAACAACGACAGAGAAACCACUCGAAAAGAAUGAAUCUGGUGAGAAAAAUGAAGGGCGUAACAAUGCAUCAACUGUAGAGGCUGAAGGAGAGGAGAAACCUGAGGAAAGUUCCUCACCACAAACACGAAAAGUAAAAAUACCUGGUGUUGUGCCAAUUCCAGGGGAUCGUCCUAAAAGUAGAUAUGCUGAUAUUCGAAUUGUUAAACUCGAAUCAGAACUUGCAGAGGAUGGCAAAUAUAGAUACAACUACGAAUCAGAAGACGGUACAGUUGUCGAGCAACAAGGUGAAUUGAAAAAAAUGUCCAUAAAAAAUGAUGAUGGCGAAGAAGAAGAAACACAAAUGGGCGAAAGUGUGAAAGGAUCAUACUCAUACAAAGACGAUGAGGGAAAAACCUAUUCUAUUACCUACACGGCCGAUGAAAAUGGCUAUAGACCUGUUGGAGACCACAUCCCAACAAUACCGCCAGCUAUUGCUCGUGCUUUGGCUUGGUCAGCGACAGCAAAACCUUGGGUUGACCCAUGGCUUGUGAAACAAAAAAAACUAAGAGAAGCUCGUGCUAAGAAAUUGGAAGAACAAAUGAAAACCACUCAAAAACCUGAAGAAAAAGAUGUAGAAUAAAGACGUUAACUUAGAGAUCGAAAGUGAAAGAUGUUUGUCCUGAAAUUGGAAGGAAACCACACAAAAAUCUGUGGAGAAAGACGAAGAAGCACCAAAAGCCAUAUAAGAAUAAGCCUCCGAAAAUUUCAUUUAAAAUUCAUACAAAAAAAAGUGUCGUAGAAGUUAAAAUAAUUUAUAAAAACGAACGAAAAUAUCACAAAAAAAUGGAAAAACUAA